AUGGGCAAGGGCGACCUUCUGGGCAAGGAAGGCGUGGAUCCAGUCCUCGAAGCAAAGAUGCACUUGAUCAACAAUGCCAUUGACGAGAUUGGUAUGACGGGAUACCAGUGGAAGCUGUUCAUCUUGAACGGGUUUGGAUACGCCGUGGAUUCAUUGAUUCUGCUCAUUCAGUCGAUCAUCGCAGGGUAUGCACAAUACGAAUUCAAUCCUUCGUACGACAAUGGUCUGACCAUCGCCGUUUACGUGGGCAUGCUUGUUGGUGCGCUCUUCUGGGGUCUCUCUGCCGAUGUCAUUGGCCGCAAGUACGCCUUCAAUGUGUCUCUAAUGAUAUCCUCGGUAUUCUGCAUCGUCGCUGGUGCUUCCCCCAACUGGAUCGUGCUGGGCCUGUUCACCUGUCUGUCUGCGUUUGGUGCCGGCGGAAACCUCGUGCUUGACACAGCAGUCUUCCUGGAGUACCUUCCGUCCAAGGAUCAAUGGCUGUUGACCCUCAUGGCCGCAUGGUGGGGUUUGGGCCAAUUGAUUGCGGGUCUCUUCGCCUGGGCUUUCUUGCCGAACUACUCGUGUCCGGGCUAUCCAUCAGAGACUGGCGUUCCGUGCAAUUGGAAUACCAACCCAGGAUGGCGAUACGUGUGGUUCGCCAACGGUGCUCUGGUUCUUGUCAUGAGCAUUCUCCGAAUCACUGUCAUCAGACUGAAGGAGACCCCAAAGUUCUUGGUUGGCGAGGGCAAAGACGCCGAGGUUGUGGAGACUCUGCAGUUCAUCGCAAAGAAGUACAAUAAACCAUGCGGCCUGACUCUGGACCAGAUGGAAGCAUGCGGCGUCACUGGUGUUGCCAACACGGAGCGUCGCGGCUCUGUCACCGCACAUGCUAAGAGCCGAUUUUCCUUCGCCGAAGUCUGGGUGCAUCUCAAAGGCCUGUUCAUUACGAAGAGACUGGGACUAUCGACCUCACUCAUCUGGUUCUCGUGGCUCCUGAUCGGUCUCGCCUAUCCUCUGUACAACGUCUUCUUGCCAGUCUACCUCAAGACUCGUGGUGCAGCUCUCGGUGGUCUGACCCCGAGUGAGACAUGGCGCAACUACGCCAUUGCCAACGCGUGCGGCAUCCCUAGUCCGAUCCUUGCUGGGUUCAUGUGUCGAUCCAAGUGGUUCUGGGGCAGACGAGGAACUAUGAUCAUUGGUGCAUUGGUGACCAUGGCCUUCUUCUUUGCGUACACACAAGUUCGUAACAACGCCGAGAACUUGGGCUUCACAGCGGCCAUCGGCUUCUGCUUGAACAUCUACUACGGAACACUGUAUGCGUACACACCCGAGGUGCUUCCCUCCGCGCAUCGUGGCACCGGCAACGGCGUUUCCAUUGGCCUAAAUCGUUUCAUGGGUAUCAUGAGCGCUGUGAUUGCAACAUACGCCGACACCUCGACCCCGGUACCAAUCUACAUCUGCGCCGCUUUGUACAUUGCCAUGGCUAUCACUGCGGCAUGCUUCCCAUUCGAACCCAGGGGCAAUCGUAGCUCGUAG
Messenger RNA from Zasmidium cellare ATCC 36951, 1515 nucleotides. RefSeq lists its product as uncharacterized. The record is from RefSeq and is a predicted model, not a curated record. Bases 1 to 1515 code for a protein of 504 amino acids. Gene Ontology annotation, biological process: transmembrane transport. Gene Ontology annotation, molecular function: transmembrane transporter activity. The transcript has 4 exons. NCBI's taxonomy places the organism in Eukaryota, Fungi, Ascomycota, Dothideomycetes, Mycosphaerellales, Mycosphaerellaceae.